CACGAAUGCACUGUCGCCAGUCAGAGAGCGGGAAAAGAGGAGAAUCCGGGCAGCAUCCUCUCAGUCAAUAGUGAACAUGUCGUAUUUGAGUAUUGGCAUGGGCAUCAUAACCGCUACUGCAUUCGCGGUGUUUUAUAUGCGAUUUGUUCCUGUGGAAGUCUCGGAGACUCCUUACUAUCACAUGAGCGUUGCGAUUACAGUCAUUGCUUCACUUCUUGAGUUGGCCUCUGAACCUAUUUUUGCCAUUAUACAGCAGUAUAUGUUGUACAGCAAGCGUGCAACUGUUGAGAUAAGUGCUGCCUUUUCAAAAAGCCUGGUCACUUGCGGAACAUUCAUUUGGGCUGUGCAAAAUGGCCAUACUCUUGGUGUGCUCCCAUUUGCGCUGGGACACCUGUCCCACGCUCUCAUAAUCUUUUGCGGCUACUUCAUCGUUGCAUUACGUCAAUCCAACAGUUUUCCUUUCUCCUUCCUGCUUUCCCGGAUAAGCCCAAGAUUUUCAAGGCGCUUGGUGACAUUGUCCGCAAAUGUUUUCUUUCAGUCAGUGGUAAAGCACUUGCUAACACAGGGUGACUCAAUGAUUCUUGCCACUAUGGCAGGCCUACAGGAUCAAGGCAUAUACGCGCUAGCAUCCAACUAUGGCGGUUUACUGGCUCGUGUUUUUUUUCAGCCUAUCGAAGAGAGCAGUAGGCUUAUCUUCUCAUCACUCCUCAGCAGCGGCGAGAGCAAGGAUCUGGUGGCCAACGUUACCAUUGCCAAGGACCACUUGCUGAAUGUGAUGAGAGGAUACAUGAUGCUAGCAGUCCUGAUAACCCCCCUAGGCCCUACUUUGGCCCCAAAGGCGCUCCAUAUCUUGGGUGGACGACGGUGGACAGCGCCAGAGGCGAAGCCUUUGUCUCCUCGGCUGCAAAUCCAGUGGAACUCCGAAGGCAAGCUGCGUGGAUGGGAGUGUUUUCGGCAUGCUUUACCAUAG
Messenger RNA from Aspergillus nidulans FGSC A4, 970 nucleotides. RefSeq lists its product as uncharacterized. Gene Ontology annotation, biological process: dolichol-linked oligosaccharide biosynthetic process. Gene Ontology annotation, cellular component: endoplasmic reticulum membrane; membrane. Lineage: Eukaryota; Fungi; Ascomycota; Eurotiomycetes; Eurotiales; Aspergillaceae. The transcript has 3 exons. Bases 77 to 970 code for a protein of 297 amino acids. The record is from RefSeq and is a predicted model, not a curated record.